UGCCGCAGCCUGGAAUGUGUCGAUCUCAUGUCACGUGAUUCCAGAUCCAAAAUGGCCGCGUCGGUGUUUUGACGAAUAAUACUUUUGUGUUUGUUUCAUUCUCCUCAGAAAUCGAAGAAAACGCUUCCAGAACUGGAAAAAAAACAACCACGCGUGUUUGAUGUUUUAAUAUAAAGAUUUAAUUUAGACAAUCACAGCUUAUUAAUAUUUGUUUUAUGGUACAGACUAUGCACUUUUGGUGUUUAUAAGGUAGCUAGCUGACUGGCUAGCAACACAAUUAAGCUGAAAAUUAAAAGAAAAUCGAUGGAGCAGCUCAGUCCUGAGGAGAUUCGAAGAAGGCGACUGGCCCGGUUAGCUGGAGGGCAGACGUCUCAACCAAGCACCCCCCUUAGCACCCCUUUGACCUCUCCACAGAGAGAGACCCCCCCAGGACCCUUACCCGGACCCUCUGGGGCCUUGCUGCAGUCUGUCCCAGCAGCUCCAUCUCACAGUCUGGGCCUUAAUGCCCAAAAUGUCACCCCUGCCACCUCUCCAAUGGGGGCAUCAGGGGUCGCUUACCGCAGCCAGAGCAGCGAGGGGGUCAGCUCUCUCUCCAGCUCUCCGUCUAAUAGCCUGGAGACGCAGUCCCAAUCUUUGUCCCGCUCUCAGAGCAUGGACAUCGACACGGCCUCCUGUGAGAAGAGCAUGUCCCAGGUUGAUGUGGACUCAGGAAUAGAGAACAUGGAAGUGGAAGACAGUGACCGCAGAGAGAAAAGGAACUUGGCUGAAAGGGACUCUACGUCUAAUCCUGACCUCUCUGAAGAGCAAGCUCUGCAGCUCAUAUGUAAGAUCUUGCGUGUUUCCUGGAAGGAACAGGACCGUGAUGUCAUCUUCAUGCCUUCACUUGCUGCUGAGUUUCAGAAGAACCCUAAGGAUGUUUACUCUGACUUCAAAGAUCUGAUUGGUCAGAUUUUAAUGGAGGCUCUCAUGAUGUCCACCCGUACGCGUGACUGUAACCCAUUCGCCAGCUUGACCGCCACAUCUCAGCCAAUUACUGCUGCCAGAUCCCCGGACCAUCACCUGACUCUCAUCCCGCCCUCCAGCCAGAGCGGCAGUCCCAUGAUGCCCACCGCAGGCUCAUUUGGUGCCAGCUCUCUGUCUAGUCUUUAUGGGUGUAGCCCAAACCCUCUAGCUCUGAGCUCUGCCAGAAUGAGCGCUCCAUCUGCCCCACUGGCUUCAUCCGCCCCUUUGGCUUCUCCUGCAUCUUUGGUUCCCCCCAGUCCUCCAGUCCCUCGCCCUCCCACCAGCCUCCCAUCUCUGUCCCCAUCCACCCCUCUGCCCAUCUCCCAGAGGUACAGGCCCUACUCCCUUAACUCCUCUGUUCCCAUAAGCCCGAGCCCAUCUGGUAUGCUUACGCCCCCCACAACCUCAGGUAUACCCUCUAGCCCCUCCCCCAGACACCGUACAAACCAAACCUCCUCCACGCCAUUCCCCUUCCUACCCAGCUCCCCCGGCACUGUGGCCAGAAGGACUGCGGUUGCUGCUCAGAUGCCCUCUAGUCCUUUCUCCCUCCUCUUCUUCGGCCUGUCCGAAAUGUCUCAGGACAGCAGUGACGAAGAACCUGAGGAAGAGGAGGAGGAUUUUUCUGCGGUUCAGUUUGGGUCCAGCCUGGGUGCAUCUGGAGGGGGAAUGGUUGGUGACUCAGGUAGUGACCGCUUUACCAUAGAGUCCAGUAAAGAGACCGAGAUGUUGAACUACCUCAUCGAGCGUUUUGACAGUGUGGGUAUGGAGGAGAGGAAAGCCCCAAAGAUGUGCAGCCAACCAGUUGUCAGUCAGCUGCUAAGCAACAUACGUUCCCAGUGUAUUUCCCAUGCUGCACUUGUGCUUCAAGGUGCCCUCACCCAGCCCAGAGCCCCUCUACAGCCCUCCCUGCUGGUUCCCUACAUGCUGUGCCGGAACCUUCCGUACGGCUUUAUCCAGGAGCUGGUGCGCAUGACUCACCAGGAGGAGGAUGUGUUUAAACAGAUCUUUGUUCCCAUUCUGCAAGGGGUUGCUCAAGCUGUGAAAGAAUGUUCCUUUGACUCUGACAACUUCAAGUUUCCUCUGAUGGCUUUAGCUGAGCUUUGUGAGAUCAAGUAUGGGAAGACUCACCCCAUAUGCAGUUUGAUCACCUCUUUGCCAUUGUGGUGUCCUGACCCACUCAGUCCUGGGACAGGGAGAGAAAUUCAAAGACUCUCCUUCCUGGGCUCUUUCUUUAGUCUGUCUGUGUUUGCAGAGGAUGAUACUAAAGUGGGAGACAAGUACUUUUCAGGUCCUGCCAUAACUACGGAGAACACUCGUGUGGUCAGCCAGUCGCUUCAGCACUAUUUGGAGUCUGCCAGGGGAGAUCUAUUUAAAAUCUUGCACAAUAUCUUGCUGAAUGGAGAAACAAGAGAAGCUGCUCUGAGCUAUAUGGCAGCUCUGGUGAACCGUAAUGUGAAGAAGGCUCAGAUGCAGACCGAUGACAAGCUGGUGUCCACAGAUGGCUUCAUGAUGAACUUCCUGUGGGUGCUGCAGCAGCUGAGUAUGAAGAUCAAGCUGGAUACAGUGGAUCCCUUUUACAUCUUCCACCGCAAGUGUCGUCUGAACGUCACCCCUGAAGAGACCAGGCUCAAAUCCACAAUGGAGGAGCUGAAGAGUUGGAUCACAGAGCUGCAUGGUGACUCAUCCAAGUUUUCAGAGCCCAAGUUUCCCACCGAGUGCUUCUUCCUCACUCUACAUGCACAUCACCUGUCCAUCCUGCCGUGCUGCCGACGCUACAUUCGUAGACUGAGGGCCAUACGAGAUCUGAACAGAACGGUUGAGGAGUUGAAGAACAGUGAGAACCAGUGGAAGGAUUCCCCGUUGGCUAGUCGUCAUCGUGAAAUGCUGAAGAGAUGUAAAACCCAGCUGAAGAAACUGGUGCGCUCUAAAGCCUGCGCAGACGCAGGGCUCCUGGAUGAGAACCUGCUGCGCAGAUGUCUGCAGUUCUUCAGUAUGGUCAUCCAGCUUAUCCUGCGCAUGGUGGAGCCUGCCUAUCCACACGUUAGCCUGCCUCUGAACCCAGAGAUCCCAAAAAGCUUUGGAGCACUGCCCGAGUUUUACAUUGAAGACGUGGCCGAGUUCCUGCUUUUUAUCGUGCAGUACUUUCCCCAGGUCCUGUAUGAGCCAUGCACUGAGGACAUUGUGACCUUCCUGGUGGUCUUCAUUUGCAGUCAGAACUACAUAAAGAACCCGUACUUGAUUGCCAAGCUGGUGGAGGUGCUCUUUGUCACCAACCCUGCAGUGCAGCCGCGCACCCAGCGGUUCUUCGAGAUGAUGGAGAACCACCCGCUGUCUGUCAAUCAGCUCGUCCCUGCCCUCAUGAAGUUCUACACAGAUGUGGAGCACACUGGAGCAACUAGUGAGUUUUAUGACAAGUUCACCAUCCGCUACCACAUCAGCACCAUAUUUAAAAGCCUGUGGCAAAACAUUGGCCAUCAAGGGACCUUCCUGGAGGAGUUCAACUCUGGAAAGCAGUUUGUGCGCUACAUCAACAUGCUAAUCAACGAUACAACUUUUCUGCUGGAUGAGAGUCUGGAGUCCCUGAAACGCAUUCAUGAAAUCCAGGAGGAGAUGAAGAACAAAGAGCAGUGGGACCAGCUGCCCAGGGACCAGCAGCAAAGCCGUCAAUCCCAACUGACUCAGGAUGAGCGGGUGUCACGUUCCUACCUGGCUUUAGCCACAGAGACGGUAGACAUGUUCCACAUCCUCACCAAACAGGUCCAGAAGCCCUUCCUGAGGCCUGAAUUGGGUCCUCGCCUGGCUGCCAUGUUGAACUAUAACCUUCAGCAGCUGUGUGGGCCUAAAUGUCGAGACUUGAAGGUUGAAAACCCCGAAAAAUAUGGUUUUGAGCCAAAGAAGCUCCUGGAUCAGCUCACUGAUAUUUACCUGCAGCUCGACUGUCCUCGAUUUGCUAAAGCCAUCGCAGAUGACCAGCGAUCAUACAGCAGGGAGCUCUUUGAGGAGGUCAUUUCCAAAAUGAGAAAGGCUGGAAUAAAAUCCACCAUCGCUAUUGAGAAAUUCAAACUCCUGUCAGAUAAGGUAGAGGAGAUAGUUGCCCGCAAUUCACAGUCUGAGAUGGAUUACAGCGACGCCCCAGAUGAGUUUAAGGAUCCCCUGAUGGACACUCUCAUGUCGGACCCCGUGCAACUGCCCUCUGGUAACAUCAUGGAUCGGGCCAUCAUCCUGAGACACCUUCUGAACUCUCCCACAGAUCCGUUCAACAGACAGACUCUCACUGAGAGCAUGCUGGAGCCAGUCCCAGAGCUGAAAGAACGUAUCCAGACCUGGAUGAGAGAGAAACAGAGUGGCCGUUUUUCUCAGUGAACCAAGCUUACCUUCAGAUGAAAUGUUUUCACCACGCUGGAUGUGAACUGAAUCGGACAGGAAAUAACACGACAUUACCUAAACUGUUUUGCCUCCCUUUGUCCUUUUAUCGAGCCCAUGCCUGAAAGGCUCACGGUUCUAAAUUGAAACAUAAUAAAGUUUAGACUUUUGAAAGAUUUUGAUUUUGAAUUUGAUUUGAUUUUUGAGUUCGUAUAUCUCCGCAUACAUACCAAGGUGAAGAAGCACACUUUCACACCACACAUUAAUCAAAAUUGGAUAUAUUUAAAACGCUCCGCUUGUGUUGUUUUCUUUGGAUGUGUGGAUGGUAUAUGAGAACAUUGAGUUAUGGGAUCCAUUUCAUGUUUGUGUGAUAUUUGGAAGGAUAUUGUUAAUCGAUACCAGUAUUUCCAUUUGAAGACUUGUACCACCACAACACAUUAGCUGUAGAUAUACUGUAGUUUUCAGUCCCUCCUUUUAACACGACACUUGGAAAAGAAAAGAGUAUUUAAAAAAAGCUCUAUAUUGUCUUGAAUGUAGAACAAAUAAAGCAGGUGUUAGUUUGAAUUGCGUGAAGGUGGAGCAUCAGAUGGAGUCCGAAUAUGUUUUGGAAAUGUUUUUUCUCUGCUGAGAAGUAUCAUGUGUGUUUGUAUGGCCUUUGACACAAUAUCUCAAACAUUUUUCUAAUUGGACCCUAAAACAGAUGAUCAAGCGAGAGAAUAUUAAGCUGUGUUGUAGCAUGAUUGUCCUACAAAUGCCAGUAAACCAUGUUUUUUUUUCUCUGUUCACCAACAUUUCUUUUGGAUUAAAAAGGUUCAUCAAC
Molecule: messenger RNA, 5185 nt
Organism: Triplophysa dalaica
Lineage: Eukaryota; Metazoa; Chordata; Actinopteri; Cypriniformes; Nemacheilidae
Gene: ube4b
Product: ubiquitination factor E4B, UFD2 homolog (S. cerevisiae)
Exons: 29
Coding region: 304-4365 (1353 amino acids)
Biological process (GO): protein polyubiquitination
Cellular component (GO): ubiquitin ligase complex; cytoplasm; nucleus
Molecular function (GO): ubiquitin-ubiquitin ligase activity
Source: RefSeq, a predicted model, not a curated record